AUGUCCAGCUGCAAAGGAGUCGGAGUGCAACGCACUGAGUAUUCACUACAGCAAAGCGAAAUGGCGUGUAGCUUGGUUUGCCUUGCAAUACUGGAGACAGGUGAAAGGAAGAAACUGUCCCUGUCAAGCGGUACGCACAAGGAACUCCUGACGGCUUUGGCAGCACUAACAACUAUCAGCGAAAACACCUUGAUCCAGGUAUACGAUGAAGACCUUGAGGACUUUAUCGACCUGGAGCCGGGAAGCAAUGUGGAGAACAGAGCUAAAAUCAAAUUGGCACGGAAGGUUGUCCCUCAAGCUGAUUUCACAAGUCCCGCUGUCAUCACCGGUGACGUGACCGCAUUAACAGCACAGAGUGACGGGUCCAGUGCCAGAACUUCAGAUGUUCAACUAGAGCACGCCGUGCCAGUCGAGAAGCGGCAGGAUUACCUCGAAUUCGCACUUCCCGACUUCGGGAUCUACGAAGAUGUCCUGAAAAGGAAGACGCCCGUAGGCGGUGCAGUCCGGCGGGCCAUCGUCAAUCAGCUUUUUCAAGCGUGCUUCAAGAUAGUAUGGUACCCGUCGCGGCAACUCUAUAGGGUUGCAGCUGAGAGGCUGGUGUCGAAGUACCCCCAUCUGGCAGAUAAGAUUGGGAGUGGCAGUGGCUUGGAAUCAUGGGUGCUGGCACUCCGGAACAGGUUCAAAAAUAUGCGAAAGAAGACGGAGAACUGUUCCGAAGAGAUGGCGGCGAAAAAACGCCAGUACCUUCACAAGAGGCACGCCGAGGCAACUUCAGAAGGACCAAGCAAGAGGCUGUGCCGCCUUUUCGACUGCGACCACCUGGUCGUCUAUGGAGAGACGGCGGAAACCCUGCAGAAGCACAAUGAGUGGCUGCACGAAAAUGUAGCCUGUGAGGAUGAGGAUCAGAUGAGGCCACGGCUGCUUGCGACGGCAGAGGAGCGUCACCAGCGGCUUCGCACACUGACACUGUCUGAGGCCCUGAUGUUCUAUCCAUUUCUGGGAACAGAGACUUCGCUCCUGACGGAGUUCGACGUACUUUUUAAAGCAAAAGGCGUAGAAAGCAUCGAGAACGGCUGCAGGGUGCUCUGCAGCCUUGUGCUGCAGAGCGGAGAAGAAUCCGAGGUGGUGGAAUUCUCGAAGGUGGCAUCUGAAGGCGGUGUGCUCGCCAUUUUGCAGUUUGUUGCGUCCCGCUGCAAGGAACCUCUCAAUGCCGUUCUGACAGAGAACGAGAUUCCGCUGACGCCAUGCUUGGUGGAGCAGGAUGGAGCGGUCUCCCUGUGGAUCGACGGCCAGUUGUUUUUCCCAGUGUCGUCGCUGCUCUCGGGUGUGGCGUGCCUUUUUGCUGCUUACUGGGGUUUUCAUAUCGAGUACGCGAAGAAGGCUCAUAAAAUGCUAACCUUUAUUGAGCACGCGUUUUUGGGACUGUGCUACACGAAGCCGCGGGUCAAGGCUCUUGAACUGAUCAAUUUCUAUAGAGCGAACGCGACUUGUGUAGCACAGCUAUGA
Molecule: messenger RNA, 1506 nt
Organism: Ixodes scapularis (black-legged tick)
Lineage: Eukaryota; Metazoa; Arthropoda; Arachnida; Ixodida; Ixodidae
Exons: 11
Coding region: 1-1506 (501 amino acids)
Source: RefSeq, a predicted model, not a curated record